Molecule: messenger RNA, 483 nt
Organism: Helobdella robusta
Lineage: Eukaryota; Metazoa; Annelida; Clitellata; Rhynchobdellida; Glossiphoniidae
Exons: 4
Coding region: 1-483 (160 amino acids)
Source: RefSeq, a predicted model, not a curated record
AUGCAUCAAUCAAACUCCGUAGAACCCUCAAAACUUCAGCUUGCAUUCUCCAAUGCCGCAUGUUGUUGCGGGUUAUCAUUGAACGAUGCACUCAGAACGCUGGUCUGGUCACUGUCAUUAAAAACUGAUCAGACCAGUCACUACAACUGCACGGUUGUCCAAGUGGAGUUCUCAUUAAGCAGAACGCUGGUGUGCAAAUUGCAUGCUAUCUUCAAGCUGAACUUUCCGCUAACCAAAUCAGAUGUGGCUUCCCCCCUCCAAGAAGCCAGAACCUUGGCUUUUUUGGAACGUCAUAGAGAUAGAGUGACCGCGUUCUUUUGUGCAUCCAAACGAGAAUAUGCAACGGCAGACGGGUUACUUGAACUUACAGGACCUGAGCAAAGUGAGAUGUAUUACAACACAAUGACCGCAUUCAGAAACAAAAGACAAGACACAAUGACGCGCCACAUGGCCGUUGAAAAGAGGACUCAUGCACCAAAAUGA